Messenger RNA from Aedes aegypti (yellow fever mosquito), 2263 nucleotides. RefSeq names its product troponin C. The transcript has 6 exons. The record is from RefSeq and is a predicted model, not a curated record. Gene Ontology annotation, molecular function: calcium ion binding; enzyme regulator activity. NCBI's taxonomy places the organism in Eukaryota, Metazoa, Arthropoda, Insecta, Diptera, Culicidae. Bases 872 to 1336 code for a protein of 154 amino acids.
UUCGUCGAAUCCGAUACGUGCUGCGAAGGCGGCAGUCGGCGUCCGUCGUCCCCGGAGAUAGAGGUGUGUGUCUCGCAGGAUCGUGUGCGCGCUCUAAAACAGCUUUACUGCAGCUCUCCGUAUCGAUUAAGAGUCGCGUAUUGUAUUGAAGAUUGCAAUUGUUUCGCAAAGGGAUUUGUCAGUGCGCCAUUUUUGAUGCGCCAACUGAUGCCACGCGUCGUUGGCAUUGAUCAGUUUUCGUAAAAGUCUACAACCAGGUGUUUUCUGGGGUGGAAUUCAGUGUCAGUGGAUUAUUUUUUUGCGUUGUUUUUCACUACUGGCUAGCGGUCGAGGAAAAACGUGAGCGUGAAAAACUACUGUUUGAUUUCCUUUUGGAUUUGGCGACGCGCAACAUUUUCCUGCGCUUUAUCGAAGUGGUCGUCGUUGAGUGAGGAUUAGUCGGUUAGUUAGGCGAUGUUGAUUCAGCAGUGCAGAGUCAAAUUAAAAUAGACAGCGUCACACAAUCAAUCGAAGAGCAGCAGCAGCAGUACAAAGCUGGCAUCGCAAUUCGAGGAAACUCGCUUUUAGCAAUCAAUUGUAAUUUGCAAAAUCGAAUCGAUCGCCAAGAACGCGGUGGUGUUGGCAGUAGAGGAGGUGCGCUGACAGCUGAGCCAGGAGGAAGAUUCGGUUCGGUGACACAAAAGGCUGAACCGUCGCUGGCUUAACGAUUAAUUGAUUUCUCGCCUGCGGCCCACAAGUGUGCCCCCGAGUGGAGAAGAAAGAAGCAGAGCCAAGUGCCAGUGAAAAGUGAUUGAACGUUGUGAUUUUUAGUUGAUUGCUUGUUUUCUUUAGUUUUUAUUUUAAAAGUCUACACCUAGGUAUCCCAUCCAUCAUGGAGAAAGUGGAAUUGAGCAAAGACCAGCUGAAAGUGCUGAAGGAAGCUUUCGAUGCAUUCGAUAAGGACAAGACGGGCAGCAUUCCCACCGAUGUCGUCGGCACCAUUCUGGAGCUGCUGGGCCACACACUAUCAGAGGAAGAACUAGAGGAUGUGAUCGACGAAUACGACGAGGACGAAUCCGGCCAGCUGGAGUUCAACGAGUUUGUGCAACUGGCGUCGAACUACGUGGAACCAGAGGAGGACUACGACGCGUUACGGAAAGAACUCCGAGAGGUGUUCAUGAUGUACGAUAAGGAAGCCAAGGGCUUCAUUCCAGUAGAUUCAUUCAAACAAAUUCUCCGGGAGUUAGACGGCGCCGUGCCCGAGGAAGAACUGGACGACAUUGUAGAUGAAAUUGAUGCUGACGGUUCAGGAACGGUUGACUUUGAAGAAUUCAUGGAGGUUAUGACAGGUGAAUAAACCCCUAUUUCAGUUGUCGUUCUGUUAUCGCACAUUGCUAAAAAAUUCUAAAUGGCCGCUGCACGAAGCUUCCUGCGAAAAGCUUGUCUGCUGUCACAGUAGCUCCAAAUAACCCAAAAACAUAGAUCGUUGGUGAUUUCGACCUGACACGAAAUUAGUGACGAGUUUUGUGGUAGAUAGCAACAACCAGGCACACUGAACGGUUUCUAAGCGACAGUCUGACCCCCAACCACACCAUCUGAUGCUUUUCCAAUCUUUACCGAUUUGUAGGUUAAGCUUUGCAGCAGCCAGUGUUUCAGCGUCACCAAAGCUACAGAGAUUUUUUUUUAUACUUUACUACUAUUGUUACGAAUACUUUAAUAUAAAGAUAGAAACUAGGACUAAGCCCAUGAAACCCCAAUUUUGAUAUAAAAAGUGGAAGCUGAAUUGCUUACAAUACUUCAGGAUCAUUAAAGUCAAUAGAGGUGUACGUUCAGGUUUUCAUUCAAGACUCUUCGAAAGACAUAUUGGAUACACUCUCUAUCGUUUUCUACUAGUUUUCAACAUAAUUCAGCGGACUUAUGUAGAACUGUCGAGAAGUUUAGGGGACUAUGAAAGUGUUUGAAGGUUAGGCAACUGGAAGUACAUUCAUCAAAUCGCGAAUUCUCAUCUGAAGGUCAUACCAUAAAACGCCAUGGCAUUGGAUCAACCACCGUAAAAGAUCUACUUUAAAUCUAACGCCUAACCUCUAUCCCCAAAUCUUAUGAAACUAAUACAGGUGGUCCAGAAGAAUAAAAUGCUGCGAUGCUUCGAGCGCCGAAGCUUGCCAAACCGUUUCGCGACUGCUUCGGAAGGCGAUCAAUCAAAUGCAAUAACAACACUUUCGCUUUUAAGAUUAACGAAUGUCGUCGACUGAAAUAAACGCAUUGAUUCUUUCCUCAAAACUCA